Messenger RNA from Lolium perenne, 1095 nucleotides. RefSeq names its product F-box/FBD/LRR-repeat protein At5g22700-like. The record is from RefSeq and is a predicted model, not a curated record. Gene Ontology annotation, molecular function: protein binding. Lineage: Eukaryota; Viridiplantae; Streptophyta; Magnoliopsida; Poales; Poaceae.
AUGGCCGACGUACAGGUCCCAGGGCACGUCAGAAAAGCCGACCUCAUCAGCGCCCUCCCAGAUGAUCUGCUUCUCCAGGUCCUUGGCCGCCUCCCCCUCACCGCCGCCGCCGCACGUACCAGCCUGCUCUCCCGCCGGUGGCGCGGCCUCUGGACCCGCCUCCCUAACAUUACCUUCCGCGACGUCGCGCUCGAUCGGCUCGGAUGGGCGCUCGCGUCCCUCAGAGACGCAGCGCUUGGCCCUGGGGUGCCCUUCCUCGACAUCGCGUUCGACUCGCUCCAAGCUGCGGCCGGGGUGUCCCUCCUCGACGACGGCCUUCAGAAGAGGGUGCUUGCCGGCCUCCCUUCGUUGCUCCAUGCCGCCGCAGGGCUCUCGCCGGUGGAGUUCCACUUGGCCCUCCCGCGCCGCCUGGAUGGCGCAGACGUCGAGCUGCCUCGUUUCCACCGUGCCACCUCCAUCCACCUGCACGCGCUGAACCUCCGCCUCACGCUGCCACCGUCCACCGGCGGCUUCCCCAAGCUCGAGACAUUAUCCCUCUCGGGAUACUGCGUCGACCUCGCCGCAUUGGUCCGCCACUGCCCGUGCCUGCGCGUGCUCAGGGUGACCAAAGCUUCCCUCGGCGCCGACAUCAACAUCCGUUCGGAGUCGUUGCAGGAGCUGUUUCUGCGGACCAAUGAAACUCGCAGAUGGAUAGACUCGAUCAACGUCGAGGCCCCCAAGCUCAAGCGAUUGACGCUCUUAUUCGGCACCGACACAGGUGCCAGGCUCAGCGUGUCCAUAAUGACACCACUCCUGGAGAAGGCAUCAUGGUGGUGCUUGUAUGCCACCAAGAGUACUGGCCUUGCUCCUUGGGGCCUCUCAAUGGUGCGCUUAUAUCCUGCAGAGAGCCUCGGUGCGGGGGAAGACACAUGGUCGUCGCAGCUCUCCAACGUUAACGUCCUAUCCCUGGAAAUGAAAGCUCGUGGCCCGUUCCAUGCACAGCUCAACUUUCAGCAGCAGAUAGAGAAACAUCUCGUUGCCGACUUCUCUAUUUUGGAACUCACAAUGGUGUAUGAUGAUUAUUGGGGAUCGCAGAGCCACGGUUUCGGACCGUGA